Molecule: messenger RNA, 1557 nt
Organism: Chaetomium fimeti
Lineage: Eukaryota; Fungi; Ascomycota; Sordariomycetes; Sordariales; Chaetomiaceae
Exons: 2
Coding region: 103-1368 (421 amino acids)
Source: RefSeq, a predicted model, not a curated record
GGACUGCGCAGACGCGGAGGUUGACAAUGAUGAUUCCCUGACCGCCACGCGUCCUUGCCGACAAACCUAACCUUUCCGCCGCAUCGACGUCACAGUGUUACCAUGGAGGGAACAUCCGAGCAGCCAUUGCAGACAGAACAAGUGGUACCGACGGUCCCGGUUGGCAGCCAGACAACGAACCCGGGGCAACCACAGGUUCCCUCCUCCUGGCGGGCUGAAGUGUACGAGGGAUUCAGUUUGUUUUGCGGCAUCUGCAUGGCGGUUUUCAACGCGGUGCGUCAGCGUUAUCGACCCGGCACAGCGACGACCUGGGCCCCAUGGCUCGCGGUCGGCUUUUGCCUCUGGAUCAGUUUAUCGCUCCGGUGUCCCGAGCCGUCGAGGAUUUGCCCCGCCACGCCUACGCCCACGCCGACGUCCACGCCCACGCCCAUCCUCCCCUUGUCGACGACAAUGACAGCGUUCGCAGGGCGUCUGUCAACCGAGAUUGCUUCGCUGGAAUCUGCUUCGAAGUCUGUACCAGGUAUCGCACUGAUCGUGAACAAGGCCUUCCCGGGACUGGGAGACGAGGGCCUGGGUGUGCAGAUGGCUGUGUGGAAGGACUGGCCGGCCAUCGCGCUCAACGCGAGCGAGCAGAGCGGCCGCAUCAUCAGCCGGCUUUACGGAGACCUCAAACGCGAGGACCGUAUCCUUACCCUCGUUUUCAAAGUUUCCGGAGCUGUUACCGACAAGGGUAGCGGGGAGGCGCAUGGGUCCAGCGUCCCGUUCGUCCUCCGAGGCUCCGGGCUGAGGCAGCGCCGAAGCAACUGUCAAUUCCUGUUGAAUUCCCUCUCUACGCGCAUUGAGCAGGCCCAACGGGCACGCGAUGAGUCUCGCAAAAGAGCCGAGAUCUUUUAUAUGGACCAGCUGAAACGCCUCGACAACAUGGCAAAGUUAAGACACAAUAGCGGCACUGAGGACGUGAGACGCAUCCAAGCCACCAGCACCGCGGGCGAAUUUUUCCAAUCGGCCGUCGAGCGUCUGAACGAGGAGUGGUUAGAUUCUAAACUCGGCGCGUCUUGGGAGUGGGCGCCCGCUGGCUCGGAUCGCGGCGAGGCCUCGUUUAUCCGCAGCCUCCACGCGGCAGCGCGUGCAGCGACCAUGGUCGACGGCGCGUUCUUUGGCGCUAUGGGGAGGAUCGAGAAGAUGUCGGACAUGAUCGACACGGAAAUGGCGUGGAUCGAGGAGAACUUGAAGAAGUGGCUGGGUCCUUUGGCGUCGCCCCAGCCCGGGUGCCCCAGGACCGCGGCCGAACUCCAAAUCGUGGUGGAGCAGAUGGUGUUCUGGACCGAGGAGUGGCGCAGGAAAGUCCAGACUCUCUAUUAUCAUUGAUCAUCGUUAUUACCUUUGUUAUGUUCCUUCACUCACAUUUCAGGAUUUGGUGUGCUUGGUGACGGCGAGUUUGCCACACAACUGGUUACCGGAUCCGGUCUGUUUGUCUUUCUUUCUCUGCCGCAUCCGCCCUUGAUCGGGACUUGACUGUGUACGUGUACGUCCAAGGGACCUGUCCAUCAGAAAAUA